Talaromyces marneffei is the source of this 936-nucleotide messenger RNA. RefSeq lists its product as uncharacterized. Gene Ontology annotation, cellular component: fungal-type vacuole. The transcript has a single exon. NCBI's taxonomy places the organism in Eukaryota, Fungi, Ascomycota, Eurotiomycetes, Eurotiales, Trichocomaceae. The record is from RefSeq and is a predicted model, not a curated record. The coding region runs from base 1 to 936 and encodes 311 amino acids.
AUGAACCUCUUUCGCAAUCGAAUGGCUUCUCAGCCAUACUCUCUUCUUCUUGGUUUACUAGCGACAUUCUUAUUGCUCAGUCGAGUACAUGGUGCCUCAGAUACCGGUCUUCCCAGACUCAGCACGGCUACCGACACUUCGACUACAACCACUGCAACAGGCACAACUACAGCAACGACAUCGACGGGUACAGGUCUUCCGCCAUUAACAUCUACAUCCAGCUCUCUCACAGACAUCCCUACCGCCACCGUUCCACCAACCUCUAAUGCACCGUAUAUGCAACAGUCCAGCCUGCCCGAAGGCACCGUCUUCAUCGCCGUCGGAGCGGGACUAGGAUUCAUCGGAUUAUCAGUCUUGAUAUGGCGUGCGAUGGUUGCCUGGUCCAUCAACCGCUCCGUCCGAAAAGCCGCUUACCAGCAAACCAAAUCCAACAUGAAGGCCGCCGCCGUCCUACGACGAAGCAGUAGGCGCAAAUCCCACCGUCGCUCUGGUACCAGUGGUCGUCGUCGUUCCCGUCGCGAAACCCGCGGCACAUCAAUGAAUAUGGAGAAACUUUCAUCAAGGUCUGAUCGACAGAGUCAUGUAUCUACCAAAACCCCCGCCACGCAAAGCAGUCUGUUCUUCUCGCCAACUGCGGGCGCUGGAAGUCAUCAAUCUCUCAAUAGGACAUCCACAUUCCUGCCGGCUGGGUAUUAUGCGGCUGGGAAUACAGCGAUGGGAAGUCAUAGUCAGGUCAAUCUUGGACGAAGCCCGCCGGGAACACCGAGUUCGCCUCCUACUCAUGUCCUUGAUGUCCCUCUUAACCGCACAUCGCAUCAUUUGGGUGCAUCGACUAGUUCAUUGAACCUGAAUGCGCCGCCUCAGGGAAGAGUGCCGAGUGCUUAUCUCGAGGAUCUUUUUGAUAACCAUCCUCCUACUCGGCCCAGCGGGCAGUAA